Porites lobata is the source of this 3458-nucleotide messenger RNA. NCBI's taxonomy places the organism in Eukaryota, Metazoa, Cnidaria, Anthozoa, Scleractinia, Poritidae. The record is from the annotation of a GenBank genome assembly.
AUGGAUCCUAGAAUAGCUCUGAGUGUCGCUCUCUCCUCGCUGUUUGUAAUCGCUGGAUCUUGGCCAUUAGAAACCCCAGCGGUAAAUCAGCAUCAACAAGGUAUGUCGGGCUGUGUUUUUUUUCCUUAUCGUUUACCAUUUUCGCAAACGUUUGUUAAAAUACUUGAACCCUAACAAAUUUAGAUGUUAGAAUCGAGCUAACAACGUUCGUGUUGUCUACUAACGCGCUUUCUUCAAAAACCUAACACUAGUUUUCACCACUUUUCCUUACUCUUAAAAUUGCGAUUCGUUCCAAACGUUUUACCCUAUGAAAUCGAGGUGAUUUUAUAAGUAGUAAUUGAAUGCUUUUGUAAAUGCAGUAUUCACUUAAAUCUAACAACAAAUCUAUCAAAGUCAUCAUUGACUCCUAUUAACUUUUCCUUCUAUGCGAGCUAAUAAAACAAAACCUCUCUAUUAUUUUACACUUUUGACUUUCUGAUCUCUGUUCAUGAUAUGCAGUAUAAAAAAUAACCGAUAACCGUUUUUAGAUUUUAAAAGAUGAAAAGAAACAAACCAACCUAGAUUUUACUUUCGGAUUACACGGAUAAAAGAGCUCUGGCCAUGAAAAAGAUUGAAAGAACAAAAAAAGUCUUUUAAGCCGGUGGUUUGCACACGUUUCUUGCAUAUUCAAUAACAGCGCCGGUCAAAAGCUUUGGUGCCGUUUUGUUUUUCCUAAAAGCACCAGUAGUACGACUAUGUUUGAUGUCUUUUUUGUUUCGUCAACGCUCAGAAUUUGUAGAGCUCGCGAUCGACGAAUUUGGCCGAUUCGCAUGUUUCUGUAACUUGAUUAAAAUGGCUCCGGGAUAUUUUUGAAAAGGAAGAUUUUUUUUCUCCGUUUCUUCUGUCCACACGUAAACGGUGAUUUCGCGUACCAAAAAAGUAGAUUUCUGAAAACGGUCCCUAUAGUAGAGAUUUUUGGACGCAUAACGCCGGAUUGUCAGCGUUUUCGUGUGGACGGAGAGGAAAAGGAAAGAUUUCGCGCGAAUACGAUGCCGACAUUGCGUUUUCGCGUAUGCACACUUUUGAAAACGGAGAAAAAACUGAAAUAUGCGUGUCCUAAAAAAAUAACCAAAUACGUGUCGACCUGAGAUCCCGCAGGGCUAUAGCCAGUUCAUGUGUAAGUUCGCAAUGCAAGCACUAAAAACUGACUCGUGCCAGGGCAGGAUAAAGGGGUACGCACUCAGCGGCUCUCUUGAUUAAGAGUGAGCAUUUUCAACCGCACGAUUUAUUCUACAUGAUAACAAGCUUCGAAAAAUUUCAUGCAUCUUCGAAAAUAGUCCUUUUUUUGAACUUCGCUAUACCUAUCUCUUGACUAUCGCUACCCUUAUUUACGCUUAUAUUCUACAUACAGUAACAACUUUAACUAAGUCUUUUAUUGUACUGUUGUAUAUUUUUCAAUGAAGAGAGCCGUUUAUAAUUACUAAUUUCUCUGUCAUUUAUUCUCCGAUUAUUAACCACAAAUGUAUGAAACUGUAUGCUUCAAAUUCUGAUGCUAGCUUAUGCACGCUCUAUUUACAUGCAAACGUAAUGAUCGGAAGUACUCAACGCUUUAAACAAUAAUUGUAACAUUUUUUUAGGAAACUUUAACUGAAUACGAUUCUUCAUCAAAAAAAGUUGUUUGAAACAUUGUAAAACUUCUACAGCAUAACUAAUGCUUUUACAUUGAAAAAUGUUAUUAUUUACACAUCACUGUACUGUAACUAACUUUUGAAGACAGAGAGUAACAGUUUUCAAAAUGUCUUGUUCUUUUUAGUGCUUAUUGUAAUUUCAAAACUCGUAUACUCCUAUAUAAUAUGCUGUUUCUAACAAAUUUGUAAUGGUAUUUCAAAAACUCUGCUAGUUAAUUUCAAAUAAUGUAUCUUAACUACUAAACAACUCUACUGAAGCAUGACUGUGCUUUUAAAAGUUAAAAGAAAACCGUAACUAUCUCAUGGAGCUGCUUUUAACGCCAGAUGUAACUAAGCAAAGCGUAACAGCUCUGAAACAACAAAGUUUGCAAGUUAAUUAUGACCAAAUGUAACCAGAAUCUAACAAUUACGCAGUCAAAAGUAGGCUUCAGUUUUUGCCAGAUUCGUGCCCAUUUUGCAUCUGAAAUUGAAAAUGACUCUUAUAACAAAGGCUACUAAGAACGCCCGAAAACGUAUCAGCAACAGAACCUAUACAAGAGUUUGCCCUUGAAAAUUUCUCAGAUCGUUCGUGCAUCCGAUAAAAGCUUUGAUGGUUCAUGGUUCAAAUACAAACUUCGAUUAAAUUCGGUCACCAAAGAGAGACCCUCUGUACCUAAGGCGUAACUAAAAGCUUUGAGGUAGUGGAGAAAGUGGUUAAGACUUUCAUUGAUGAAAUAAAUUUAAUAGUUUCAUCUCCAAACGCUUCUGGCAUCCUCCUAAACGACUUAAAGGAGCUGUGAUAGGGCUGUCUAGUUUAUUUUGUUUUGCAGUGAGCGAUUUUCGUAUGACCUUGAAAAAUGUUUUCGGUAAGUGCUCGUUAUUUGUUUUAUCAGCCAAUGGAUGAAAAGAUCAAAACAUGGACUCUUCGUUUUCCCGCCAAAGAAAACCCUUAUAUGGAGAAGGCACUGUUCGAUUGACCAAUAUUGUUGCAGUAUGAUGUCAAAGCGAAGUAUCGAUUGAUUUCUAGAAAGUUUUUUCACCCGAACGUUGGCUUAACCAACCAAAAGCCACGCGUGUUUGUGUCCGUUCGAUAAACCAAUCGAAUCGCUCUAUUUCUGUUCGUUUGUUGUUUCAGCUGUCUUGUUCGCACGUUUUCAUUUUAAGGUCAUACGAAAAUCGCUCUAUAAUGCCAGUUGUGCGCCCUUAUUGGCUAUGAAACACGCGAAAUUACCUGAGAACGCCAAAAUUGCAGCUUUUUGUCAACAAAAUACGUCUUUCUUUUCUGUUUGAACUUUGAUAAAUUUCGUGACACAGCUCCUUUAAGAUCUAAAGGGAAUAAAAUAAAUAUAACACAAAAGAAUGGGCACGAAUCUGCACAUGCGCAUUACUUGUGCAUCUGUCGUUUUCCUAAUUUGGUAUACCGCGCCUGUUAUUUCAUAAGGUGCAAAAAAGGAUAGUUGGUAUUAUUACCCACCUGCACCGCCACCACCUCCCCCACCACCGCCACCAUCAGCAGGUCCCCCCGGAUUAGAUGGACUAAUGGGACCACAAGGACCUCGAGGACCGGACGGACCAAAAGGUCCCCCGGGGCCUCCAGGACCUCCUGGACUACCCGGCAUUCCAGGAUAUCCAGGAAAUCCUGCCGGACCCCCCGGACGAGAUGGGCCACCGGGACCACCCGGACCACCAGGAGGCCAAGGUCCACCCGGAGAUAUGGGACAGAUGGGAGCCCCCGGUGGAGCCGGUGGUACCGGAGUGCACUCGCAAAAGAGAGAAUUAACGAAACAUGGAGCAAUUAUAAGACCAGCGUGA